Chanos chanos (milkfish) is the source of this 1641-nucleotide messenger RNA. RefSeq names its product WEE2 oocyte meiosis inhibiting kinase (gene wee2). The transcript is spliced from 11 exons. Gene Ontology annotation, cellular component: cytoplasm; nucleus. Lineage: Eukaryota; Metazoa; Chordata; Actinopteri; Gonorynchiformes; Chanidae. Gene Ontology annotation, molecular function: magnesium ion binding; non-membrane spanning protein tyrosine kinase activity; ATP binding. Gene Ontology annotation, biological process: mitotic cell cycle; regulation of meiosis I; protein phosphorylation. The record is from RefSeq and is a predicted model, not a curated record. Bases 1 to 1641 code for a protein of 546 amino acids.
AUGGCUUCGGUGAAUGAACGAACGGCUCAGCAUCUGAACUUCUCCAGCUGCGGUGAGGAUGACUGUAGCGACAGCAGUCUGGAUGACUGGGCGCCUCGAAGCGUUCCCCUCCGAAGCCCCUCCGCCGCCUGCCAGACACCUAAGGCGCAGCGUCAUCGCGUCAGGAGCGCAACAGUAGUCUCUCCCUCCCUACCGACCUCACCCAUACCUUAUGCUGCUUGGAGGAAGCUAAGGCUUUGUGAAUCUCCCAGUACACCUAAGAGUCUAUUGUCCAAGUCAUCUCUGCCUUGCUCCAGUUCCAAACCUUGUCGAAGUCAGAGAGGUCUGGGCUACUCUCUGGCCUCUGACCCGCUGAGCGCUCGCAUGCCCUCCGUCAACAUAAACCCUUUCACUCCAGAAACGAUGUGCAGGAACAACAACCACUGCAAGAGGAAAAGUCGUAGGAGUGAUGACGAUGAUGAUCACAUUCACAGAUUAAAGGAAUCUCAAACUUCAUCAGAUGAUGAAGAGCUUUUUCUACCAUCAAAGAGGCCAGCAGUGCACUCCUUUAUGUUGUCACGCUACGAGAGUGAGUUUCUGGAGCUGGGCCGUAUCGGCGUGGGAGAGUUUGGCGCAGUGUACAAGUGUGUGAAGAGGCUUGACGGCUGCAUGUACGCCAUCAAGCGUUCACGACGCCCGCUCGCGGGUUCGGCUGACGAGCAGCUGGCAUUAAAGGAGGUCUAUGCCCACGCCGUCCUGGGCCAUCAUCCCCAUGUUGUACGUUAUUACUCAGCCUGGGCUGAAGAUGAUUAUAUGAUCAUACAAAAUGAGUACUGUGAUGGUGGAAGCCUGCUGGAUGCUAUCACUGAGAAGGAAGCACAAGGCAAACUGUUCAGGGAGCCAGAGCUGAGAGACCUGCUCCUCCAGAUCUCAUUGGGACUUAAAUACAUCCACAGUUCCGGCCUGGUGCAUCUUGACAUUAAACCCAGUAAUAUUUUCAUCUGUCAUCGGCCUGGCCCAAGUGCGGGCGGAGAGGGAGACAGCGAGGAGGAAGAGGAUGGAAACCCUUCCUCAGGAGUGGUUUAUAAAAUCGGGGAUUUGGGACAUGUGACAUCCAUCAGCAAUCCGCAGGUGGAGGAAGGAGACAGCCGCUACCUGGCCUGUGAAAUACUACGAGAGGACUACACCCACCUUGCCAAGGCUGAUAUUUUUGCACUGGGCCUGACUAUGCUAUCAGCUGCUGGAGCACCACCACUGGCUCAGAAUGGUGAGGACUGGCACAGCCUGAGACGAGCCCAGUUACCCAGCCUGCCACAGGAGCUCUCUUCCCCUUUCCGAAGACUUGUACAGGUACUGUGUGGAGACCCUGAGCCUGCCUUACGACCGUCAGCAUCUGCGCUGUGCAGACACCCUACACUCUGCAGGGAGCGAUCUGGCAAACUGGCUGCACAGCUGCGUCAGGAACUCAAUGUGGAGAAGUUCAGGACUGCCAUGCUAGAGAGGGAGCUCCAGGAGGCUCGCUCCGCAGUCCUCUCCCCACAGCAGCACUCUCCUGCUGUGGGUAAGAAAUCAGGAAAAACAGGAUCACUGCCAAGAACAGGACGGAGGCUUGUGGGCCGAAAUUCGGCACGAUCAAUGAGUUUUGGUUGCCCAGGGCUCUGA